This is a messenger RNA of Penicillium vulpinum, 1125 nucleotides long. RefSeq lists its product as uncharacterized. NCBI's taxonomy places the organism in Eukaryota, Fungi, Ascomycota, Eurotiomycetes, Eurotiales, Aspergillaceae. The transcript has 4 exons. Bases 1 to 1125 code for a protein of 374 amino acids. The record is from RefSeq and is a predicted model, not a curated record.
AUGGAUAUGGAACAUAUGAACAUGACAUCUGUUUUCGGACCCCCACCGCCGGGGGUCGAUCUCACAGAAAACAGAAAUGUACAGGACACUAUUGCUGUGGUGUCUGUAUGUGCGCUUGCGAUAGUAACAAUUAUCUUCCGUCUUAUUGUGAGGGUAUAUGUCCAGGGAGCGAGGCUGGAAGCCGAUGACUGGCUGGUUGGAAUAACUGGCAUUCCAUUGAUUGCAUUACUUGCAUCAUCUAUUCUUGGUGGCCGCUACGGUUUCGGUUUACAUGUCUGGAGUGUAACAAUCCUCUUUGCCUACCUCAUUAUCUAUCUCCUCGAGCUCCUUCUCAUCAAAAUCUCGAUUCUUAUGUUUUACCGUCGAAUCUUCGGCAUGAACUGGAUGAUCUGGGCCACCCUUCUCAUCUCCUGUGGCUGGUGGCUAGGAAGCUUAAUCGCAGCCCUAUGUGCCUGUGAUCCAAUUCCAUUUUUCUGGACCGAAAUCACCAACCAUAAAUCUGGCUCAUACCGAUAUAACUUUUACUACUACUACAUUGGGAAUGCGGCUGCAAAUGUCCUGACGGACAUCCUUAUUCUGCUUGUCCCAAUGCCUAUUAUUUGGAAACUUCAGAUGCGGACAAACCAGAAGAUUGGCGUGUGCGCUGUGCUUCUUCUAGGUGGAUUCGUCUGCAUCGCAAGCGGUAUUCGAAUUCACUACCUAAACUACCUCAACGGCAACGUCGAUCUCACAUGGGCCUUAGGCAGUGUAUCUGUGUGGUCAACCAUCGAGCCGUGCAUCGGUAUUAUCUGUGCCUGUCUCCCCGUCCUACAGCCAUUCGUCCGCUCACUGUUCAAGAAAAUGCCGAAUUUACCGGGCACCCGUCAUAUCGGUGGGACGCGAGGACUGUCUAGUUUCGUACACAGAAUAUCUCUCCACGAACGCAAAGAAGGAAAAUAUGACGUGCAAUGCACAGCAAGAACAAGUCCAACGCCCUUUGGGCACUCAAAUGAAGAUUUUGACCCUCUUACUACGGUCAUGACUCAGGUGGGGACAGAUUCAAAAGAGAGGUUUAGUGGUGGGGAGGAGAAUCUGGAUCCCAUGGCUAUUCGUGUUAAACGAGUUGUGCAUUGGAGUAUCGAUUAG